AUGGCGACAGCGGAGCAGCAACAGAACGAGAGCGUGGAGAAGAACGAGGGGCAGAGCCGGCACCAGGAGGUGGGGCACAAGAGCCUGCUGCAGAGCGAUGCGCUGUACCAGUACAUCCUGGAGACGAGCGUUUACCCGCGGGAGCCGGAGAGCAUGAAGGAGCUGCGGGAGAUCACGGCGAGGCACCCAUGGAACAUCAUGACCACCUCCGCCGACGGGGGGCAGUUCCUCAACCUCCUCCUCAAGCUCAUUGGCGCACGGAAGACCAUCGAGAUCGGGGUAUUCACCGGGUAUUCCCUGCUCGCCACCGCGCUUGCCCUCCCCGACGACGGCAAGGUACGCGUUAUCCGAUCGCAUCCGAUCCAAUUCGCCGCCGCUGCCCCUCUUCCGUGGAUCUUCUCCAGUGGGGACAUCCGCUAAACUGCCACACCCACGUCCUGCAGAUCCUCGCGAUGGACAUCAACCGGGAGAACUUCGAGAUUGGGCUGCCGGUGAUGGAGAAGGCCGGCGUCGCCCACAAGGUCGACUUCCGCGAGGGCCCCGGCCUGCCGCUUCUUGAUCAGCUCCUGGAAGACGUAAGAACUGAUCUGAGGAACUCCUCUUUCUGAGCAUUCUCUCACCGUGAGAUCGAACUGAACUGAGGAUCCGAUCCGAUCCGAUCCAAUCAACGCACAGGAGAAGAACCUCGGGUCAUUCGAUUUCGCCUUCGUGGACGCGGACAAGGACAACUACAUCAACUACCACAAGCGGUUGAUCGAGCUGGUGAAGGUGGGCGGGGUAAUCGGCUACGACAACACGCUGUGGAACGGCUCCGUGGUGGCCCCCCCGGACGCCCCAAUGCGCAAGUACGUCCGCUACUACCGUGACUUCGUGCUCGAGCUCAACAAGGCCCUCGCCGCCGACCCCCGCAUCGAGAUCUGCCAGCUCCCCGUUGGCGACGGCAUCACACUCUGCCGCCGCAUCAUCUGA
This is a messenger RNA of Spirodela intermedia, 969 nucleotides long. The record is from the annotation of a GenBank genome assembly. Lineage: Eukaryota; Viridiplantae; Streptophyta; Magnoliopsida; Alismatales; Araceae.